AGGUCUCUAACUUCUCUAGACUAGUCCGCCUCGUAUUCCUAGCGGAUUCGGUGGCCGGGGCGGUGAGGUCCGGAGGCGGAGGUCGGGAUGAACGCGGGACACGGGGGAUCCGUGCGGACGUUGCGGGUGCCCGGCCGCCAUGGCUACGCCGCAGAGUUCUCCCCGUACCUGCCUAACCGCCUGGCCUGCGCCGCCGCGCAGCACUACGGCAUCGCGGGCUGUGGAACCCUGCUAAUAGUGGAUCAAAAUGAAUCUGGGCUUAGGCUUUUUAGAAGCUUUGACUGGAAUGAUGGUUUGUUUGACGUGACCUGGAGUGAGAACAAUGAACAUGUCCUGGUCACCUGUAGUGGGGAUGGCUCGCUGCAGCUCUGGGACACUGCAAAAGCUGCAGGGCCACUGCAAGUCUACAAGGAACACACUCAGGAGGUAUACAGUGUUGAUUGGAGCCAAACUAGAGGUGAACAGCUUGUGGUGUCUGGUUCAUGGGAUCAAACCAUCAAACUGUGGGAUCCAACUGUUGGGAAGUCUUUGUGCACCUUUAGAGGCCAUGAAAAUGUCAUUUAUAGCACAAUCUGGUCUCCCCACAUUCCUGGUUGCUUUGCUUCAGCCUCAGGUGAUCAGACUCUGAGAAUUUGGGACGUGAAGGCAGCAGGAGUCAGAAUUGUGGUUCCUGCACAUCAGGCAGAAAUUUUGAGUUGUGACUGGUGUAAAUACGAUGAGAAUUUGCUGGUGACUGGAGCAGUUGAUUGUAGUUUGAGAGGCUGGGACUUAAGGAAUGUUCGACAACCAGUGUUUGAACUUCUUGGCCAUACGUAUGCUAUCAGGAGAGUGAAGUUUUCACCAUUUCAUGCUUCUGUACUGGCCUCUUGCUCCUAUGACUUUACUGUAAGAUUCUGGAACUUCUCUAAGCCUGACCCUCUUCUUGAAAUAGUGGACCAUCAUACAGAGUUUACUUGUGGUUUAGAUUUAAGUCUUCAUAGCCCUACUCAGGUGGCUGACUGUGCCUGGGAUGAAACAAUAAAGAUAUAUGAUCCUGUUUGUCUUACUGUGCCUGCUUGAGACAAACUACUCUGGUCAGAAACAGAAUAUUGGCUGAAGAACUACUUACCAGAAAAUCAAUUCUAUUGAUAACAUAGUCAUUAUGUGUUUACAUGCUAUUUAGAUUUCAAAUUUUAAAAAUUUACCCUGAAUCAGUUUUGAGGCAGCUGAUAAAGACUUUAGCUAACCAUUUAAGCCUGAUACAUAUACCAUAUUUCUUAAAAUUCUAAGGAAUAAUUGAUGUUAGGGUAUAUCUUAUAGCAUCUAUUAAAAUAUAACCUCUGUAUUAUAAAAUGAAAGAAAAUACAGGAGAUGCAUAGAGUAUAUAGUGACAUAUUUCAUUUUUAAUGUGUCAUUUUUGAUGUAAAAUAUAAUCAUUGCUGUUGAUAAAAAUUAGAAUAAACUGCAUCUCUUGAUCAUUUAUUAUUAAAUGACAUCCCCAGCAAGAUUGCUUUUUCUAAUGUGGUACCUGUAUGAAUACAAUACUGUACGUAAUGCAGAUGUAUCUUUGAUUUAGUAACAGAGCUCUAAUAUAGAUUUGGUUUGUUUAGCAGGUAUUUAUUGUGCAUCUGCCAUGGGCUUGACACACAGACUGAAUGACUCGCUCAAGGACUGGUGCUGUGCUUUAAGAACAUGGGAUGUUAUGAGUUGAGCUUACUUUUUUCCUUUUUUAGUUAUUCAAAUCUUUUUAGAUAUUGUUUCAUGACCCUAUAUUUCUCUCUUCCUACUUCCCUGCUAUCAAGUGUUUAAAACAACAACAACAGGAGAAAAAACUGGCUACUGGGCAAAAAGUCUGAGGUUCUACUAUGGUUUCAAGCUAUUACCCUUGACAUGGGCCCUAAAUAAUGCCAUCAGCCUUUUGUACUACCUCCCUGCAUCUCCUUGAAAAAUCUUUAGGUGUUGAUGCCCUGAAAAAAAAUGAGUUAAAAGGGAAAAAUUAGUAAAACAAACAACUUUGCAUAACAUUUAUGUUUUUAUAUAAUAUUAAAAUAAAAUGUGUUAUAAAUGACAAAAAUUAUCAUUAAAUUUUUAACAAGUUAAUGAGAAUUUUUAA
Messenger RNA from Pteronotus mesoamericanus, 2092 nucleotides. RefSeq names its product peroxisomal biogenesis factor 7 (gene PEX7). NCBI's taxonomy places the organism in Eukaryota, Metazoa, Chordata, Mammalia, Chiroptera, Mormoopidae. The transcript is spliced from 10 exons. Gene Ontology annotation, biological process: protein import into peroxisome matrix. Gene Ontology annotation, cellular component: peroxisomal matrix; cytosol. The coding region runs from base 88 to 1059 and encodes 323 amino acids. The record is from RefSeq and is a predicted model, not a curated record. Gene Ontology annotation, molecular function: protein binding.